Cladophialophora yegresii CBS 114405 is the source of this 696-nucleotide messenger RNA. Its product is annotated as maleylacetoacetate isomerase. Gene Ontology annotation, biological process: L-phenylalanine catabolic process; glutathione metabolic process. The record is from RefSeq and is a predicted model, not a curated record. NCBI's taxonomy places the organism in Eukaryota, Fungi, Ascomycota, Eurotiomycetes, Chaetothyriales, Herpotrichiellaceae. The coding region runs from base 1 to 696 and encodes 231 amino acids. Gene Ontology annotation, cellular component: mitochondrion; cytoplasm. Gene Ontology annotation, molecular function: glutathione transferase activity; maleylacetoacetate isomerase activity. The transcript has a single exon.
AUGUCUGACAAGCUCAAGUACAAGUAUACUUUGUUUAGCUACUUUCGUAGCUCCUGUUCCGCCCGAGUUCGGAUUGCCGCUCACCUGAAAGGUAUUCCGCUGGAGUACAAAUACAUCCAUUUGGUGAAAGGGGAGCAGCAUAGCACGGAGUACCACGCCCUGAACCCGAGCGACUCGGUGCCUACUCUGGUCGUCAGUGAUCGACAAACAGGCAAGGAGAUUACCAGGAUCAGACAAUCCGUCGCAAUCUUGGAAUUCCUCGAAGAAGUCGAAGAAGGGAAUGGAGUGAAGCUGCUGCCGGCCAUGGACAACCCCCCAGGCAGAGCGAGGGUAAGGGAGCUGGUGAAUAUCGUAGCAAGCGAUAUCCAACCAGUCACGAACCUGCGAGUCCUGAAUUACAUCAAACCGCUCAACAUAGAGGCACAAAAGUGGCAGCAGCAUUUUAUGUGCUUAGGGUUUCGCGCGUAUGAGGAACUUGUCAAGGUUCACGGCGGAAAGUACAGCGUUGGGGCUUCAGUGACCAUGGCAGACUGCGCUCUUGCACCGGCGAUCGAUGGAGCGUUGAGGUUCGGGGUCGACGUACAGGGAGAGUUCCCUCGCGUUUGGCAGGUGUGGGAGGAGAUCGGACAGCUGGAUGCAUUCAUCAAAGGAAGAUGGAACAACCAGCAAGACACACCGGAGGACCUGAGGGCCUGA